UCUGCAUAUAACAUUAACCCAAAAUGGUGACUUGUUAUCGUCAGGUGUGUUAAAUGUUAUGGUCAGGUGUGUCAAAAGGGAUUUUGUUGGAAGAAAUAUAAUGUCAUCACCGUUGAUACCAAUGAAUACUGUAACAUGAAUGGUCAUAACAUGAAUGGUUUUGAGGAUUCCAUGGACUGUGGUUCAGACAGUGAACGGACCAAGUGUGAUCAGAAUGGAAAACCACAUUCAAAACUUACAAGGGGUGAGAAGUCUCGAAUUGCAGCAAAAUGUCGUCGGGACAAGGAAAACAUUGCGAUGAAUGACCUGAUAUCAGAACUGCCAAUUGCAGACUCCGUCCUACAAAAGAUGGACAAGGCAGCGGUGAUCAAACUGGCCAUCUGCUACCUGAAAAUCAAGCACUUUGUACAGAAAGAUCUUGCCACCUAUGGAAAUCGUGGGAUGAUAGAACCUGCAAAAAGACCCAGUAUGCCUCAGUUACCAGUAAACAAUGGGGAGUCCAGGCUGAUGCUGGAGGCAUUGAACGGGUUUCUGAUCUUUAUCACCAAGAAGAUGACCAUCAAGUUCAUAUCAAGCACUGUGCACGACCAUCUCGGGUUGAAACAGGAGCGUAUGAUUGGUCGCAGUGUCUUGGAGUACAUCCACACCAGUGACCAGCACGAGAUCAGCAGGCAGUUUGCUGAUGACAAGGGGGACCACUCUCAAAGCAACGGUCGACCUGUUGGUCUGUGUGAAGAACCUCAGCGAGUUUUCUAUGUCCGCAUGAAGUUCACCCUAACAAAGCCAGGAACCAAGACCAAGCACUCAGGUUUUAUGUUGGUUCAGUGGACGGGCAAGAUGAAGCGUCAUGUCUCCACCAAGACCGGUCAGUGCGUGGCUGACGGACUGCUGUGCAUAUGCCGCCCCAUGCAGACUGCGCCCCUUGUGGAGAUACGCAUGGACGGAAACAUGUUCAUGUCCCGCCAUGACAUGGGAAUGACAUUCACAUUCUGUGAUACAAGAAUAAUAACUCUGAUAGGCUAUGAGCCGGACGAGGUACUGGGGAAGACUGCCUACCACUUCCACAAUCCUAUAGACGCUCCAAAGGUCAGCAUAUGCCACCAGAACUUGAUAGCCAAGGGUUCUUCCAUCAGCAAGUACUACCGCUUCAUGGGCAAGAAUGAGAACUGGGUGUGGCUGCAAACCAGGGCCACCAUCAUCUACAACACCGCCAACAAGCCUCAGUACAUCGUCUGCAUGAACUAUGUCAUCAGUGAGGAGGAGGGGGAGAGGUACCUGAUGCUGGAAGAACACCAGCACGCCAAUCAGGAGAGGGAGAACACUGUGCUCAUGUUGCCGGACAACACUCAUCACACUGUCCUACUCCCGGACAGCCCUGUCCUCGCACCUGGACCCCGCAUCAUUGAGCUAGAGGAGGACCAUCUGGUGGCCACUGCACGCUUCCCUCCGGCCCUCACCCCAACACAACCUUCAGUCAGCCAGACCCAACCCAGACUGGAUCCAGCUCAACCAACAUUGAGUACACAGCACCUAAAGCAGAUCCCGCUCCUGGAGGAGUCUCCCUGUUUCCCUGUGCCAUGCCCUGUGGAUGAGGCCAUGGUGGGCUCAGAGGACAUGGACUACCAGCCAAUGGGAGCAAGCCCUUGCAUGGAGUUGCCCAGUGUGGUGUGUAUCUCCCCUGACUUGGAUCCCAUGUUGUGUAGCACAGUAUUCGGCCCCACCCUCCCAGUGACUCCCCAGGGCCUAGAGGAGGAUGACAGUCUAGAUCUAACUGCCCAGGCUGACAGUCCAGCAGACACCUCCACUUCAACCCUCUCCAACAGUGCAUCGCCCAGCUCAGGUCUGAGCUCUGAGGACCCAAGCGCAAUGAACUACCCGAGUCACUACAUGGGCAGGGGAGGGUACCAGGGUAUGGCUCUAACCCCCACCUCGAGCUACACCCUGGAGAGCGACCAGGGCUAUGACAGCUCCAGCCCCUACCAGAACAACUACAGCCCUGCAGGCAUGGUGUCCCCUAGCUGCAGUGACCCCCCGGGUUACUCCAACAUGGACUAUGACAACAGUGUCCCAAACAUGGUCAGUCAGGUGUGUCCCACUGGUGCUGGGUACGCCUCUGGUGGGGGCAGCCAGAAUUCUGUGGCCUGCACUAAUCAUAGUCAACAUGAGGAGGCAGAUAAUUAUCUGGAUGUCAUAUUGAAUAGCCUCAGCGGUAGAGACACUGAAAGAAUGGACUUUGACACAGUUUGCAGCACUUUAACCAGUCUUGUUACUCAGUCAAAGACCCAGACACAGUCACAUCCCUCUGUGUCACAUAAUCUGGUGUCACAUCCUCCUGUGUCAAACAUCAGUCCUGCAGUUGCAAACUACCCGGUGAGUGCAUCACAGCCAUUUCCUGCUACAAAAUCAACACACAAGCCAGCAAUCACAAGCUCAGCUUCUUUCCUCAGAAAAGUCCUUACGAUGCCUGAGAAAGACUUACCAACAAACUUAUCUAAUUCUAUGUCUUUGAAAAUUGACAGCAGUUCCAAAAUAUGUCCAAAGCAAAACAUUCAGUGUGCAAAUACCUGUCAGUUAAACAGUAAAAAAGUAUGUGAAGCUCACAGUGUGUUAAUGCUUGGAGAUGAGAAUGGGCGACUGCAAGCCAGUAUUGGGCACGAUCAACCCCGCUCAGCUUGUUCACUGCAGACCAACAGUGAAAGCGAUGUGCUUGAGUAUUCUGGGGUGUUCUCCGGUGUCCCAGACGAUAUUUCUGACUUUGCCAUGCAGUACCUGGACGAUGUAAUGGACAUGCAGGCCCAGGCAGUGAUAGGACAGCUCCAGAAGAACGAUGGCUCUUACAUGGAAACCUCAAGCGAUCAAACCUUGGCCAGAGACCUGCUGCACUCCUUGGAGACUGAAUGUGGUGACUCCCAGGGGGCUAGAAUGGGCUUCAAAAGUGAUGUGUCGGGUUGUCACCCAGGUCACUUGUGUAGGGCAGGGCAGGGGUUGUCUGGUAUGCCAAACAAAAUGCUGAGUCACCCAAUGGGUUUAAGCCCCUUUGCAAGGGUUCAAGAGGUUCGGGGACAAUGCAUGAAAGCUGGUGACUACCCAGCGCCUAGGUACCAUGGGCAGAGCAGCCCCCCUGGGGGCAAGUCGGGGGAGGAUCAUGUGUACCAUCAGUGCAGCCCAUGUACAUCCCAACAGUCCCUUAGAUCUCCCUAUCCAGGCAGUGACGUGAACUGUAACUCUACAUUCACUAAUACAGCAUCCCAAACACAAUCGUCCGAGUACUGUUUGUCUGAACUUGAGAAACAUAUACGGAACAAGCGAGCAGAAGCAUGUAGAAUACAAACUGACACCUCUCGUGGUGGGAGCAUGUCUUAUCUUCAACAGUUGUUAACUGGGGAGCUGACCAAAGACUCGUACAUACAAAUGGAGAAUGACAGAUUGAAACAGAACCCUUACCUAGCAAAUUAAUGUGUGGUUAUCAUGAAAAAUUUGCUUACUAGGUUUGUUCCAACUGGACAAUUUCAACAUUUCCAAAGACUUCACAUUUGUUUCAUGAUGAAAUUUUAAUUUAUAGCUUUUAUAUAUUCUACUCUAAGGGGUCGGAGUAGGGUGAAAUUUUAGGGAGAAGCCAUUUCUGUCUUGACCGCCAUUCAAGUGUGUAUGAAAGUGCUUAAUAUAUGUACAUAUAUUUCCCACCAACUCCACACACAAAUAAUUAAAAACAAAUCGGGCAGGGGUAGGGGGGGUUGGUAUUAUACAUUUUGUAUAAUUUUUUGUUCUAAACUUAACAUUAUAAUUAACUUUAAAUUGUAUUUCCAGUUGAAACAACAAUCUUUGACAAUCACAACAGUGCUAUCUAAAAACUGCAAGCUUUUUUAAGACCUUUCAAUGCUGUUGGCCAGACAUCAGAGUUCUUUGAUGUGAAUGCCCAGUUGGGGCCAGUUUAUAGGAAGUAAAGCUGUAAACUUGUAAAACAAUCAGCAAGUGGCAAUUUCAAAAGGCAUUAAUCAUUACUACAUUACUGGAAGCAUGCACGUUCUGUCAGAUAGAGCAUUAAUGAAUUAGCUUCAAAGAGGAUGGGAAGUGAGAAAACAUCAGACAUUUUGCUGACUUAGAUUUAUCAGAUAUUAAAUGGAUGUGAAGAAAUAAAUUAUGUUUGCUAGAAUUUUAAUGGGAGGUUGCUUUAAAGGUACUUUUUGUUAAUGGAUUUACUUAACAAAUAGGGCGAAACAAAUUUCUCCUACCUUUUAAAAAAAAGAUAUUCGUGUACUUUCGGCAAAAUUUUUACACAAUGUGCCCUCUUUGCCGACCCCUGACUCUGUUACAUUUUCACAGUUAAGGCUUAUUGUUUUGUUAACUGUUUUAUAUUGAUCAUGUUGCUGCUACAAGAAUGUUAUGAUAUUCUUCAGUUUGUGGCAUGUUAGCUCCACCAAGGGUGAUAGCUUCAUCUUGCCACAGCUAUAGCAGGCCACUGAUCAAAAUUUCAGAGAAUUUUAGAACGGUGUUACUUCCCCAUGAUGUUCCUAAUCCUUGAUCAGAUAUUAGCUUUGUAUGCAAUACUUAAAUUCACAGAAAUUUUAACCAUAAGAAUAUUGCUGUUUUGCUUGAUUUUUGCCUUAUUUGGAUAUCAUUUGCUUUUGUUAGAGCUCUUAAACCCUAAAAAAACAGUUUGAUACAUAUAAUGUAGGAAAGUAAUCUACCAUUUUAUUGGCCAACAUUUUGCCUAUUUGUUGAACUUUCCCUAAAUAAAACAUGCAAUACUUUGUUUUGCUUUUUUUGCUUAAAAUAUUUUGUUUAAUUGUAAAUUGUUUUUGACAUUAACAAAUUCAGAAGUCAAUGAUUGUAAUAGGGUUACUUUUAAGCAUGUAUUUCUGAACAUGUUACACCGUAACUCCGCUAUAUAGCAAUGGUGGGGUCCAAAGAUUGCAACCCAUAUCAGACACAUGAUAUUACUCAAAAAAUUUCUAACUUAAUCAUAUGGCUGUUAAUUUGUCAAAUUUCUCAAAUGUUUAAAUUUUAUAUAAUUACAACAUCUGUCACUCUUAUAUGAAUGCUGCAUUCUGAUUGGAUACUUUGUUCACGUGACAGGUUUUUCAUAUGCCGAUUAACCCACUUUGUAUGCAAAUUUAAACAUGAUUAUUCAUGGCGCUACUUUCUGGUCAUAAACAAGUUCCCAAAAUGAGGUUAUGUUUUACGCAAAACUUAAGGGCGUUGUUUUUUAUUGGUCAAUAGCGAAAUGACGUUAUAUUUUUUGCACAAAACUUUAACGAUAUACCCGUUUGACGAAGAUGAAAUCAAAACUGAAAAUAGAUUCAUAUUAGAUUAAAAAGGACUUUUAUGACCCUUACCAUUUAAGAUCAUUUUGUGUUGUAAUUAUAAGAAUUGAAUAGCUUUUUUCUGCAUUUCAUAUCUGUAUUAACUGUUGGGGGAAAAUACACCUAAUUUAUGCAUAAACGCCGUCGGCGUUUAUGCAAAUUAGUCGUAAUUUUCCCGACAGUUCAUACACCGAUGAAAUGCAGAAAAAUGCUAUUUAAUUCUUAAAUACGGCGCUGCCACAUAUUUGUAUGGUAAUAAUUGCAAACCAAUACUUAGAUGAACAUUUUUAUAACUACAUAUGAGUAAGUUUUGUUUAUUAUAAAAACAAAAAAGUAAUUUUGUUACUUUCAGGUCAAUUGCUCCAAAUCAGCUUAAAAGAAGAAUUAUUACAAUCUUUUUCGUGUACAGAGACAGAAUGACCAGUAGUGAAAUUCAACUAUUUAUAUACCAGUAAACAGCAAUUAAUACUUAGGAUGUGAUGCUAAUUGGUUAUUUCUUAAGUGUUAACAACACCAGACAUGUGCAAACAACAUUGUUAUCAUGCUUCACUGCCUGCCAUAGUAAGCUGCAAAAUAUAGGGUAUUAAUACUAGCUAGAACUGUUUUUAGCUCAUCUAUUUUUUGAAAAAAAAAAAGAGCUAUUGUCUUCACCUUGGCGCCGGCAUCAGCGUCCGGUUAAGUUUUGCGUUUAGGUCCACUUUUCUCAUAAAGGAUCAAUGCUAUUGCAUUCAAACUUGGUACACCUUCUUACUAUCGUGAGGGGACUGGGCAGGCAAAAUUUGAUAACUCUUUCGUGCAUUUUGACAGAAUAUGUGCCCUUUUUUUGUGUUGAGGUCCAUUUUAUUCCUUAAGUAUCAAAGCUAUUGCUUUCAUACUUGCAACACUUACUAACUAUCAUAAGGGGACUGUGCAGGCAAAGUAAUGUAACUCUGACUGGCAUUUGGACGGAAAAUGGGCCCUUUAUACUAAGAAAAUUGAAAAUUUGUUUUAGUUUUGUGUUUGGUCCACUUUACCCCUAAAGUAUCAUAGAUAUUGCUUUCAUACUUGGAACACUUGCAAACUAUCAUAAGGGGACAGUAAAGGACAAGUUGCAUAACUCUGGUUGUCAUUUUACGGAAUUAUGGCCCUUUUUUGACUUAGUAACUUUGAAUAUGUGGUUAAAUUUUGUGUUUAGAUCCACUUUACUUCUAAAGAAUCGAGGCUAUCGCUUUCAAACUUCAAAUACUUUCAUGCUAUCAUAUGGGUACUGUAUCUGGCAAGUUGAAUUUUACCUUGACCUUUAAAUGACAUUGACUCUCAAGGUCAAACUAUUAAAUUUUGCUAAAAUUGCCAUAACUUCUUUAUUAAUGAUUAGAUUUGAUUGAUACUUUGACAAAACAACUCUUACCUGACAUACCACAAUAGACUCCACCCAAACCAUCCCCCAAGUCCCCCCCCCCCCCCCAAAUCCCCCUUCCCCAAAAAAGUGUUUUUUACUUAAAGAUCAUCUAAUAAAUUACCACCACACCCUAACACUAUACCCCCCACACCCCCCCC
This is a messenger RNA of Dreissena polymorpha, 6839 nucleotides long. Its product is annotated as protein similar-like. Gene Ontology annotation, biological process: regulation of transcription by RNA polymerase II. The record is from RefSeq and is a predicted model, not a curated record. Gene Ontology annotation, molecular function: protein dimerization activity; RNA polymerase II transcription regulatory region sequence-specific DNA binding; DNA-binding transcription factor activity, RNA polymerase II-specific. Lineage: Eukaryota; Metazoa; Mollusca; Bivalvia; Myida; Dreissenidae. The transcript has 13 exons. The coding region runs from base 136 to 3456 and encodes 1106 amino acids.